This is a messenger RNA of Gopherus flavomarginatus (Mexican gopher tortoise), 2629 nucleotides long. It is a transcript of the gene VPS52, whose product is annotated as VPS52 subunit of GARP complex. The coding region runs from base 7 to 2214 and encodes 735 amino acids. The record is from RefSeq and is a predicted model, not a curated record. Gene Ontology annotation, molecular function: syntaxin binding. Gene Ontology annotation, cellular component: GARP complex. NCBI's taxonomy places the organism in Eukaryota, Metazoa, Chordata, Testudines, Testudinidae. The transcript has 20 exons. Gene Ontology annotation, biological process: Golgi to vacuole transport; retrograde transport, endosome to Golgi; lysosomal transport.
CCGGAAAUGAGCCCUUGGAGGCCCGGAUGUGGUGGGAGCGAACGAAGGAGAGGGACAGGGAUGAUGGCGGCGCUGAGGCGCGAUGAGGAGCUGGGGCUGCGGGUGACUGAGAUGGAAGAAGAGGAGGGCAUGGGCCGUGGAGAGGAGCAGUCGCUGCAGCUGAACUUGGGGGACCUGGACCUCACCUCAGAUGAGUUCAUCCUGGAUGAAGUGGACAUUCACAUCCAAGCCAACCUGGAGGACUCCCUGGUUCAGGAGGCGCUGAAGACAGGUGUUGAUCUGCGGCAGUACUCCAAGCAGGUGGAACUGGAGCUGCAGCACAUUGAGCACGCCUCCAUCAGCGACUACAUCAAGGAGAGCAAGAACAUCACCUCCCUGCACAACCAGAUCACCGCCUGUGACGCCAUCGUGGAGCGCAUGGAGCAGAUGCUGAGCUCCUUCCAGUGUGACCUGAGCAGCAUCAGCUGCGAGAUCCAGACGCUGCAGGAGCAGUCGGUGGCCAUGAACCUGCGGCUCAAGAACCGCCAGGCCGUGCGUAGCCAGCUCAGCCAGCUGGUGGACGAGCUCGUGGUGCCAGCUGCCAUGAUCAGCACUAUCCUGGAGGCCCCAGUGACUGAGCAGGACUUCCUGGAGCAGCUGCACGAGCUGAACAACAAGAUGAACUAUGUGAAGGAGCAGGCCUUCCGCGAGACCAUGGCCUGCACUGAUGUGCACAACGUGCUGGAUCGGCUGAAGGUCAAGGCUGUGACCAAGAUCCGGGAGUUCGUCCUACAGAAAAUCUAUUCGUUCCGCAAACCCAUGACCAACUACCAGAUCCCCCAGAAUGCCCUGCUCAAGUACAGGUUCUUCUACCAGUUCCUGCUUGGGAACGAGCGGUCGGUGGCACAGGAGCUGCGGGAGCAGUAUGUGGAGACCAUGAGCAAGAUCUACCUGUCCUACUUCAAAUCCUACACCGGCCGCCUCAUGAAGAUCCAGUACGAGGAGGUGGCGGAGAAGGACGACCUGAUGGGAGUGGAGGACACGGCCAAGAAAGGGUUUUUCUCAAAGCCGUCACUGAAGAACCGCAACACGAUCUUCACGCUGGGGAACCGGGGCAGCGUGAUUGGGGGGGCUGAGCUGGAGGGGCCCAUCAUUGUGCCCCAUGCUGCCCAGAAGAGCGAUGUCCGUUACCCCUUCGAGUCGUUGUUCCGCAGCCAGCACUACGCUCUGCUGGACAACAGCUGCCGCGAGUAUCUCUUCCUCUGCGACUUCUUCCUGGUGACGGGGCCCAGCGCCCAGGAGCUCUUCAACGCCGUCAUGGGCAAGACGCUGGCCAUGUUUCUGAAACACAUGGAUGCGUACGUGUGCGACUGCUAUGACAGCAUCGCCAUCUUCCUCUGCAUCCACAUUGUCCUGCGCUUCCGAGCCAUCAUGGCCAAGCGCAACGUCCCCGCCAUCGACAAGUACUGGGACACGCUGUUGGGGAUCCUGUGGCCGCGGUUCGAGUACAUCCUAGAGCUGAACAUCCAGAGCAUCCAGAACACGGACCCCCAGAGACUGGGCUUCCUGGACACGCGCCCCCACUAUAUCACACGGCGCUAUGCAGAGUUCUCUUCUGCCAUCGUCAGCAUCAACCAGACCUUCCCCAACGAGCGAACCCACACGCUGCUGGGGCAGCUGCAGGUGGAAGUGGAGAACUUCGUGCUGCGGGUGGCGGCUGAGUUCUCAUCGCGCAAGGAGCAGCUCAUCUUCCUCAUCAACAACUAUGACAUGAUGCUGAGCGUCCUCAUGGAGCGGGCGGUGGAGGAGAGCAAGGAGGUGGAGGGCUUCCAGCAGCUGCUUUCAGCCCGGUCCCAGGAGUUCAUCGAGGAGAUCCUGUCGCCCCCGUUCGGGGGGAUGAUUGCUUUCGUCAAGGAGUCGGAGUCACUCAUUGAGAAGGGGCAGCUCGACCGGCUGCGUGGGGAGGAGGCCCGGGUGACCCAGCUGGUGCGCGGAUUCUCCACCACGUGGAAGGCCUCGGUGGAAUCACUGAGCCAGGAUGUCAUGAGAUCCUUCAGCAACUUCAAAAACGGGACCAGCAUCAUUCAGGGGGUGCUGACCCAGCUGAUACAGUACUAUCACCGCUUCCACAAGGUGCUGGCGCAGCCGCCCCUGCGCGCCCUGCCGGCCCGGGCCGAGCUCAUCAACAUCCACCACCUCAUGGUGGAGCUGAAGAAACACAAGCCCAACUUCUAGGAGAGGGGAAGCUGCGGCCCCCAACCCUGCCUCAGGCCUGGGGGGGAUCAGCACAGCCCCCUCCCCUGUGUGGGCACGGGGUCUGUGCCCCCUCUCGCCAGUGUACUGUGGGGAGUGGAAAAUCCUUGUCCCACUCUUCCCUUCUCCCCCUGCUGCUGUAACCCACUGUGACCAGUCCAACCCCAGCGCUCGCCACCGACUUGUGGGGCCCCUAUGGUUGGGGGGGCAGCUCCAGGCUGCAGCAGGGACCCGUCCCCCUCAUGUCAGCACCCCUUUCUGCCCUGCAGUGGCUCCCCACAAGGGAGGGGGAAGGUGAGGGACCUGCAGGUGCGUGUCAGGAGGCUCUUCCCUCCCCUCCAGGUGGCUUGUGUGUGUAUCUGGCUUUGUAUAGUGACAAUAAACUCCUUGCUACUCA